AACAUGCUGUGAAGUGCAAGAGCUGACCAGCCUUAUUCAGUGCAGAUUGAGUGCAACUCAGUUUUGGUUCGGAUCAGUUCCCAGAGUCUUUCUUGUAUGAGGAAGUGAAUCUGUUUGUCAUUCGCUGUCUCUGAGAGGUGAAAUGGCGCAACAAGGAAUUCAGAUGGACGGGGAAAAACUCUGCUGUUCGAUCUGUUUGGAUCUACUGAAGGAUCCGGUGACUAUUUCCUGUGGUCACAACUACUGUAUGAGCUGUAUUAAAAGCCACUGGGAUGAAGAGGAUCCGAAAGAAAUCUACAGCUGUCCUCAGUGCAGACAGACCUUUGGACCGAGGCCUGCUCUGGUGAGAAACACCAUGUUGGCAGAUUUAGUGGAGGAACUGAAGAAGACAGGACUCCAAGCUGCUCCAGCUGAUCACUGCUAUGCCGGACCUGGAGAUGUGGUCUGUGAUUUCUGCACUGGGAGGAAGCUGAAAGCUCUCAAGUCCUGUCUGCAGUGUCUGGUCUCUUACUGUGAGCAGCACCUCCAGCCUCACUAUGAAGUUGUUCCAUUAAAGAAACACAAGCUGGUCGACCCCUCCAAGAAGCUUCAGGAGAACAUCUGCACUCGUCACAAUGAGGUGAUGAAGAUUUUCUGCCGUACUGAUCAGCAGUGUAUCUGUUAUCUCUGCUCCAUGGAUGAACAUAAAGGCCACGACACAGUUUCAGCUGCAGCAGAAAUGACUGAGAAGCAGAAAGAGCUCGGGGCGAGUCGACAAAAGAUCCAGCAGAGAAUCCAGAACAGAGAGAAAGAUGUGACUGAAGAUGUGUUACUGCCACAACCAGAGCCCAAGACCAGAGAUGAAUUCCUCAAAUAUUCAUGUCAAAUCACACUGGCUCUAAACACAGCACACAAACAUAUGGUGUAUUACAGUACCCGAGAGACCGCAAAAUGCUCUUAUAAUCAAUUAUCCCAAUAUUGUCACCCAGACAGCUUCACUGACUGGUCUCAGGUUUUGUGUAGACAAAGUCUGACUGGACGUUGUUACUGGGAGGUGGAGUGGAAGGGGCGCGACCUUUUUGUAGCAGUCGCAUACAAGAAUAUUAGCAGAGCAGGAAGAGAAAGCGCAUUUGGAAACAAUGACAAGUCUUGGGCAUUAGAGUGUUUCGACGAUGGUUAUUAUGAUUUCAGAUAUAACAACAUCACAACUACCAUCUCUGGUCCUCAGUCCUCCAGAGUAGGAGUGUAUCUGGACCACAGUGCAGGUAUUCUGUCCUUCUACAGCGUCUCUGAAACCAUGACUCUCCUCCACAGAGUCCAGACCACAUUCACUCAGCCACUCUAUGCUGGAUUUGGUGUGCAUUAUGGAGGCUCUGCUGAAAUCUGUAACACUUUAAACACAGAAGACUGAAAUCCAGAGAGACAAGACACCACACACGACAACUCGUUUAGAGUUUCUGUAUGUGGCGCUCUGUCUCUUUUCAGCCAUGGUGGUUAUCACUGCUCAUGAUGUUUUUGUUAUUAUUCUUUAAAGCAACCUAUUUGUAUACUAAAUAACCAAUUGCAAAAAAUAAACUAACUUUAAUGUAAUAAAUU
Sebastes umbrosus (honeycomb rockfish) is the source of this 1575-nucleotide messenger RNA. RefSeq names its product tripartite motif-containing protein 16-like. NCBI's taxonomy places the organism in Eukaryota, Metazoa, Chordata, Actinopteri, Perciformes, Sebastidae. The transcript has a single exon. Gene Ontology annotation, molecular function: protein binding; zinc ion binding. Bases 143 to 1390 code for a protein of 415 amino acids. The record is from RefSeq and is a predicted model, not a curated record.